AUGGGUGCAAGCUAUGUGUUAUCCCGUCUUUUUGUCAGCGGCAAGGAGCAGCAGCAGCAGCAGCCGUCACAAAAAGCCAAGCGAGAGGCACGCAAGCGCUGGAGUCUGCCGAUCAAGCGUUCGAAGACACCUCACCGCGAUAGCGUUGAUGUGAAAAAACCUGAGACUUUUAAACAGGAUAUGGAACAGCCCAUUCCAAAAAUUGUGUUGGAGUCAAGCCCACGGGACACUCAAACGGUUAGGGAUGGUUUCCCGACCAACUUGACUGAGCCGGUAGUUCAAGAUGAGCAUGCAAUGACAGAGGAGCAGGACAUGCCGAAUCCACAUGCUCCUGUGGCGCCUGAGGUGCCUUUGGCCGUGCAAGACGAGGCUGCGCCCCGUAAAGCCAAUGACCAGGAACCUGCCGCCGGGCAUGAAUCUACCAUCGAGGCACCCGCUCCACCAUCCAAGGGAGAUACGGUUGCGUCUGCAUUACCGCCAAAUGGUACGCCAGCCGCUGAGGAAGACGUCUUGGCCCAACGUAACGUCUUCCUCCAGCAUUGCCAGACACUCUUGUACCUGAAGCGUGUCGUGCAAGGUCAAGAGCCAUACGUGUACUCGGUGCGGUUUAGACCUGAUGAUUUUACGUCUACUGUCCCACUACAUGCCCUCAAGGUGUGGAACUUUAACAGUGGUAAGGUGUACAAGGCCCUCGAGCACGCAAGGCAAGUAACGUGGCCACAUGAAGUGCUGGAAGUCGUAUCGGCCAUUGUCGAAGAAGUAAGCACAGUGGCUGUGGUAGAGGAAGCUAUCCCUGAAGCAAAUGUGCCAUUACCAAUAAUUGAAAGCCUCAGUGUGCUGCUGGAUGCACUGGAUGGCGUAUAUGCCAAGCUUUUGAUGUGGCUGGAUAAAGACGCGCUGAGAAAUUUGUCCGGUCAGCCGUGCUCCGUACCUGUGGUCCCUUCAUGUGAACUACUUGACAUUUUGCAGCACACGGACCGAAAAUUGAAGAAGUUCAUUAAGUGCAUCGCGAAGGACUUGUCAUUUGUUGCUCGAAGCGUGUGCCACAACGAGAUGGGAGAAUGGGACAAGAUUCUGUGUGAUCAAAAUCUCGACUGGGAAGACUUAUCGGUGCAGCUCCAAACACGUACAGAGCGACACAGCAGUGGAAGUAGUCACACAGAGUCGCUUCAUGAAACGACAUCACCUCCUAAUGCUACGUCGCCUCUCACGUCAAAUAUCUCGAUGCUGGAAACUGGUUCCCAUGACAACGGCACUCGUGCUCAUAUACAAAGGAGCAGUGUACUUGGCCAUUUCGUGCGCGGAAAAGACGUACGUCGCCAGAAUGUGACGAAGGAACUGUGUGCUGUAAUGAAGCAUCCCUGGAGCAAGCGCGGCGACAAUAACAAGCAAGAUAAUUUCAGCAUGACUGGACCCAUGUUUGGUCGUGUCAGUAUGGAAGCCUAA
Messenger RNA from Malassezia restricta, 1446 nucleotides. RefSeq lists its product as uncharacterized. The coding region runs from base 1 to 1446 and encodes 481 amino acids. The record is from RefSeq and is a predicted model, not a curated record. The transcript has a single exon. NCBI's taxonomy places the organism in Eukaryota, Fungi, Basidiomycota, Malasseziomycetes, Malasseziales, Malasseziaceae.